GUGACAUCAGCGACGGUCAGCGAUCAACAAGCACUUCGUCAGGCCAGGGAGGAUGAAGCAGCCAUGGCUGCUCACUCUUCUCCUUGCGGCAUGUGUCACACGAGCCACAGGGCAGAAUGCGAUGAGGAACAGACUGAAGGAGUACAUGCCAGGAGCGAUACAAGACCGUGCUCCUCCUUCGUCCUCUCUAGCAGCCUUGCCGCCCGCACAGUCCGCAACACGGACCAACAAUGGCAGCACGAAAAAUGAGACCCAUGAGGCUGAUCACGAGGGUGCCACUCACGUCGUACUUGAGACGACGACAGCCCAUAUAUACCUGCCGCGAGCCACGCCCUCUGGAGUACCCACUUCGACAGAGAACAGGACGGCCACCAAGCCGGCAAAGCCAAAGAGAUCGCCUGCAAACAUACGCAACCUCGUCAAUGCCGUCAAGGCCCUCUUCUCGCUCUUUCUCCAUCAUCCUCUCAGGAUAACCUGGCGCGUCAUCCUGCCAUUCUGCGUGUCCAUCGUCUAUUCGGUCACGAUCUUCUGCCUGGCAUGGUCCUGGUCGCUCAUCAGACUCGUCACCACACCGUUACUCGUUCCCUUCUGGCUCGGCGUCUUCAAGCCGAGCGCAUUUGCAAUCGGGCUCUUCUAUCGCUUCCGUCCGCUCGUCGUCUUCUUCGCAUCCGGAGCAUGCGUCGGCCUGCUCGUAGGACUGAUCGCGGGACUCAGCAAUGGCACCGUCGGCGACUACGUAUCCAACCGAUCCGAUACCCUCGAGCAAGACGCGCGGGACAGCCUCACCUUUGGCCGUGGAGUAUCCCGAACGAGCGCACAAAGGAGACGAGGGCACAACUCGCUCCUAUCUGCGCCUUAUCGCUCUCCCAGCGGGCCCAAAACUCGCUUGCCUCUGCCGCUCGAGACGACCACCUCGGACGAAGAGCAAAGCGAUUCUGAUGCUCUUUCGCCCACGCCGAUCAGCCUGGCGCGCAUGCGCAAUCCGCUUCCACCGACUCCUGCUGUACCCGGCCAAGCGAGCGACUUUUCACAAGCAUACGACGCAUCGCCCUCCCUCAAUGGCUCCGUCCGAUCCUCACGCUCCGGAUCGACAACGUCGUCGCAGCCAGUAUCGAUUCUGCGCAGAUCGAAAAAUGACGGGCUGUCGGACGACACUGCCGAAUCGACUGGCAUAGCGGCCAAGCCAGAACUCAGGCGGCGGAUUUCCGAGGUCGCCUUUGCAGACGAUGUCAUUGGCGGUAUGGAGUCUUCGUAAUCCCCACUCGAACCUUAUUGUAUGUAUCUCACAAGAGCCGGUUGUACACGAUGCAUGAUACCUUACGACCUC
This is a messenger RNA of Mixia osmundae IAM 14324, 1327 nucleotides long. RefSeq lists its product as uncharacterized. Lineage: Eukaryota; Fungi; Basidiomycota; Mixiomycetes; Mixiales; Mixiaceae. The transcript has 2 exons. The record is from RefSeq and is a predicted model, not a curated record. Bases 53 to 1255 code for a protein of 400 amino acids.